AUGCCACAGAUUUUCAAAAACUACUAUAUCAAAUCGACUGCCGGGCUGUCGAUUUUCUUUCUGAGCGAGUGGUUAUUGGGCGACCUGGCCAAUCUCCUCGGAGCCAUAUUUACCAAGCAAGCUGGCUGGCAGAUCAUAGUUGCGACCUACUACGUCUUCGUGGACAUGUGCCUAGUGUUUCAAUACUUCUGGUACAGCUACGCCGCAAAGUGGAUAUACGAGGAAAGUCUCCAUUCCACAGGGAGCAGCGAUAUCGACGAUGCGGACAGUGCCAUAAUAAAUGGGUUGUCGCCCAUCAACUCGAAUUUCGCAAGCGAUGCCCCGCUACCCGGGGACUCUGAUGACUACACUCCCAAAAGAUCAGAUCCAACCGACGUCAACGUUCCUCAGUUUUCCGCGGUAAACUAUGGUGAAAAGAAAGGAACUCCUCCUCAAGACAUUGUCUACGGGGAUAAAUUCGGGUCGAGUUGGAUGGCUUCACCCUCUCCACGCACUCUUCUCUACGCAGCCACCAUGGCCUCCAUGGCCUCCAAUGUGGCAGCUGCUCCAGUACCCUUUCCUUCCGACCACUAUGUGCACGGAAUUCAUCUCUUCCGCGUCGAUACCCCUCUUGAGAUCGUCGGCACUAUUUUAUCGUGGUGCUCGACUUUCCUAUACCUGGGUUCAAGACUACCUCAGCUGUAUAAGAAUUGGCAGCGGCAGUCAACUGCCGGCCUCUCACCUCUUCUGUUUAUUGCUGCUUUUUGUGGUAAUUUCUUCUACUCUGCGUCCUUGGUCACCAAUCCCAAUGCGUGGAGUAACUACGAACCAUAUGGACAUCACGGCUGGGUGGACGCAGAUGGAAAUCAAAGAUGGGCAUGGGUUGCCCGUGCAGCUCCGUUCUUUCUUGGGGCUGCAGGAGUGCUAAUGAUGGAUGCCUUGAUGGGUGUCCAAUUCAUCAUUCAUUGGGAGCGAGUCAAUGGAUGGAUGAGAGGCUGGAUCCCUGCCAUGGCCGGGAAAGACCGAGUUGUGGAUAUGGCCCAAAGUCAGCGCUUGCUGCAUGAGAGCGGGCAUUUGAGUCUGAGUCGGAGACGAAGUCACCAUCAUGUCGACUACGGGGUCGGCUCGUCCGACAAUUACGCGUACUUGGUCAGCGAUGAUGAGACUAAGGAUGCCGUGAUCAUCGAUCCAGCGAAUCCUCCAGAAGUCCUCCCUGUUCUCGAAGAGCAAAGCAAGUAUCUACACCUGCGCACGAUCAUAAAUACUCACCACCAUUGGGACCAUGCGGGAGGAAAUACAAAGUUGCUGUCCGCAAUACAGACCGAUCUCAACAUUAUUGGAGGCAAGGACUGCGAAAUGGUCAAAGAAACCCCAUCCCAUGGGUCAAAAUUCACAAUAGGCAAGAACAUUCAUGUGACCGCCCUGCACACGCCUUGCCACACGCAGGAUAGCAUUUGCUAUUUUAUGGAAGACAAGUCCACAAACGAGCGAGUCGUGUUCACCGGGGACACCUUGUUCAUCGGCGGCUGUGGUAAAUUCUUUGAGGGCAAUGGUACUGAGAUGAACAAAGCCCUCAAUGAAGUCCUGGCGUCACUGCCUGAUGAUACAAAGGUCUACCCGGGGCACGAAUACACCAAAUCCAACGUCAAGUUCUUGAAGAAAAUCGACGGGAAUAACGAGGCUGUGAAAAACCUGGAGAAAUUCGCGAAUGAAAAUAAGGAAACACAGGGCAAGUUUACCAUUGGCCAGGAAAAGGAACACAAUGCAUUUAUGCGAACGCACACGGAGGAGAUGAAGAAGGUCACGGGUAAGACGGAGCCUGGUGAGGUUAUGGCUCGGUUGAGGGAGAUGAAGAACGCUGGUUAG
This is a messenger RNA of Fonsecaea multimorphosa CBS 102226, 1845 nucleotides long. RefSeq lists its product as uncharacterized. Lineage: Eukaryota; Fungi; Ascomycota; Eurotiomycetes; Chaetothyriales; Herpotrichiellaceae. The coding region runs from base 1 to 1845 and encodes 614 amino acids. The record is from RefSeq and is a predicted model, not a curated record. Gene Ontology annotation, molecular function: hydroxyacylglutathione hydrolase activity. The transcript is spliced from 5 exons.